Drosophila grimshawi is the source of this 1886-nucleotide messenger RNA. RefSeq names its product vesicle-associated membrane protein 2. Gene Ontology annotation, cellular component: plasma membrane; SNARE complex. Gene Ontology annotation, biological process: vesicle-mediated transport; vesicle fusion. Gene Ontology annotation, molecular function: syntaxin binding; SNAP receptor activity. The record is from RefSeq and is a predicted model, not a curated record. The transcript has 6 exons. Bases 651 to 1223 code for a protein of 190 amino acids. NCBI's taxonomy places the organism in Eukaryota, Metazoa, Arthropoda, Insecta, Diptera, Drosophilidae.
GUUGCGAACGAACGCAAAAGGCAAAGAAGAUUCCUUCACUGAAGCGCUGCUGCUGCUGCAAAAGGCAAGUCGUCGUGGCAUUUGGUAUCCGCACAUAUACACACACACAUACACAUAGAGUCUCUCUCUCAGACACACACACACACUCUCGUAUCUGCCUGCCUACCAGUGCCCCCGUCACAGCUGAGGAGGUGCCGUGUGUUUGUCUGUGUAAGCGUGCGUUGAGAGGUAAUUGAGAGCGCCAAAUUCAUUGACGAUAAGCUUACAAGCAAAAGAGAGAGAGAAAAGGAGAGCGCCUGAGAGAGCAGUGCUUUACGGUCGGUCAGCGAGAUAGAGAGGAGAGCGCUUAGCCAUCGAUAACAAAAACAACGAAUAGCAAAAGGUUGCUCUGCACCCAGCAAGCACGCCCCACUCGCGCCCCCAUCCACAACCCACGCUCUGAAGUGAAAGACGUUUUGCAAGUGCAUAUAUAGAAAAAAGUCAACGGGAUACUGGACACUGACACGGACACGGGCAACAAAGUCGCCGCCGUCAUCGCACUUACACUUCGACGUACAAAUUGGUUAAUACAACAACAACAACAUCAGCAAUAGCAUCAGCGGUUGUAAUAACAAAAGGAACAGCAACAAAACCAAACAGAAAAAACAAUCAUGGGCAAGAAAGACAAGAACAAGGAACCGGCGGAUGCUGCACCAGUUGGCGAUGCACCCCCAGCCGAUGGUCCACCGGCGGGCGAGGGUGCUGAUGGGGAGAUUGUUGGGGGACCACGCAAUCCCCAGCAAAUUGCGGCACAAAAGCGCUUGCAACAGACGCAGGCUCAAGUCGAUGAGGUCGUGGACAUAAUGCGCACGAACGUGGAGAAGGUGCUGGAACGGGAUGCCAAACUGUCGGAGCUGGAUGAUCGUGCCGAUGCCUUGCAACAGGGCGCCUCGCAGUUCGAGCAACAGGCGGGCAAACUAAAACGAAAAUUCUGGUUGCAGAACUUGAAGAUGAUGAUCAUCAUGGGCGUUAUUGGACUGGUCAUCGUUGGCAUUAUUGCAAAUAAACUAGGCCUCAUAGGGGGCGAGCAGCCGCCGCAGUAUCCGCCGUAUCAGCAGCAGUAUAUGCCACCACCACCGCCGCCACAACAGCAGCCACCCGCCGGAGGACAAUCGGCGCUAGUCGAUGAUGGAGCCGGGGCUGGAACUGGAGUCGUGGCCAAUUCGGAUCAUGGCGGGGCAUAAGUAAUUCUAGACGCCACACGACCGUUUCUCGAUUACAAAUAAUAACAAAGUAUAAAAAAAAAAUAAAAACAAUACAAACUCAGUUGAACUAGAAAAAAUCUCGAGAAUUGCAACCAAAAUAAUAAUUUCUACGUAAAGCUUGUACUAAAAACGAUGUCAUUCAAAAUUGAGAGAAUGCGCAAAACAAAAGAAAGGAAAACAUUUUAAGUAAAUUAUGACUCAUAACAUUAAUAAUAAAUAUAAUACAAAACUAAAAAAAGACGCUCCGGGCAAAUUAAAGUUGUUGCUAAUUUGUUUAUGGUUACAUUAUUUCAUGCAUAUACUUAUAUAUAAAAAUUACUAUAUAUAUAUAUAUAUAUAUAUGAAUAAAACAAAAACUAUAUAUAUAUAUAUAUAUAUAUAUAAAUUGUACUUAAUACCCCUCUGUGCUGGCAACAAGGAGCGCCAGCGCUGGGCAAGGUUCAGGUUGCUUCCCAAAAUGUUCGCAUUCGCAGCUCUUUGAACUCAGUUUCUUCAGAUUAUAAAAUAAAACCAAAAGCAUGACUUUCGGAACAAAAUGCUUAAGCAAAGUUUGCUGUAGACAAAAUAUAAGCUUUUGUUCCCGCAUAAAAGGAUACCCCCCAAAAAACAAAAACCAAACAUAUUUGAAAUGUAUAAUCCAAA